GUCAAUGUUUGGCAAUUGUUGGUGUUAGGUGGCAUACUGUCGGGUGGUAGGUACUGAUAAUGAAUUGCAGAGAUGGGGGCGCUGGCCAGAGUACGCACCAUCGCCGCACCGUCAACAUGGAGGCGAUAAAAGUGACGGUGGUGGUAGUGGCGGUGUUGACAGUGAUGGUGGCGGGUCAGGGAGAAACACCUGACUUGCCUGACAUCUGGAAGAUGGUGGAGGACUCCUAUGACUCUCUUCUCACCGUCAAUUUCCCGGACCUAGACCCCGGGGCGACCAUGCUGGUGGACGAGCUGUACGACAUCAAGGAGGAGAAGGGCGUGGUGAAGGUGGUGUCCAAGGGAGUCACCACCACCAACAACUACUACACCGCCAGCCAGCAGUCCUUCCUGGUGAUUGGCGAGACCUGCCAGACAUUAAUGGUGGGGGAGGAGGACAACUACAGGUUAUGGGGAUGGAAUUACGACAACUCCAUAUCCGCGGGAGGCAAGCAAAACUUCCUGUACGGCCCCUCAGCCCUGCUCAGAAUCCCGAGGGACUUUGGCAAGAAUGUGGCCUUUCGACACGAGGCAACGGUGCGGGACAUCAAGGCUCUCCGCUGGACCCUCUAUCACCCCAGCAACCACACCAUUGACUACUAUUUCGCCGCCGAAGACUGGCUGAUGCCAUACGGCAACUCCCUGAACGGCACCAGUCUGCAGGCGCCGCUACUUGUCACGGUGAACGGUUUCCAGGUCGAUCCGUGGGACGUGGAGGCAGGCAUGAAAAAUCAGACAGUUUACUACGAAUACACAGACUUCAAACCUUAUGUGGCGCCCGAGCAGAGGAAUAGGUUUUUGGUGAGGAAUGGUUUGGAAUGCAAAGAUAGGAUGACGCUGGACCCAAACUACAUCGACCCCCCGAAUGCUCCCGACCGAUUCCAGGUGUUCACAGAGACAGUCUUGGUGCCUGAGAGAAGUUACAUCAAAGAUUACGUCAUCUAUAAGUCCUGGCUCUACUACGAUAGGACCAAGAAACUCCUUCGUUUCGACGUGAACCCAGGCAUGGAUCUUCAGGAACCAACGGCCGCCUACAAGAGUAUCCACGACUAUAACACUGGCAUCGAGUACCGCAUCGACGUGAACACAGGGGAGUGCCAGAUGAAGGCCCUCGAUGACCACCAGUUCGGGAACCAAAUAGGCAGCAACACCAUCGGCGGCAUCAUCAUGGCUGACCCAGACCAUCUCUUCCAUCUCGACGAUAAGUACAUAUUCAGCGGGUUAUCUGAGAGGAGGGGCGUGAAGACGAGACGCUGGACUGCUGUGAGGGACGACAUCUUCAGCGUAGAACAAAAUCAGAUGCUUAAGAAAACGGUUGUCGAUUAUCACUUCAGCUCGGAGGAUGUAGUGAAUGAGGAUGAGAGGGAGGGCACAAGGCUACCCAUACAAGUGGAGGCAACUGUGUACUUCAACAACGACACCGACAAAAUCGACUACCGCGACAUCCUCAACCUCCUCAACAUGCAGACGUCAUUCCAGGAGUACGACUUCAACCCAUUCCAUGUCGGCGAGUGCUUGGAUCGCCCCACGGACAGAACCUGGCUCAAGAUUACCUUUGCUGGUGACUGGUUUCACGGCGCCUCGCAGAUGCCAGGGGAGUUUAGUAGGAAGCUGAUCGAUUACGUGGCGACAAAGACCAAGUCCUCCUACGUCAGGUUCCCGGAGGUGCAGCUGGAACACGACAUGAGUGGCUUCGUGUAUGCUUCGAUGCUGCUCCUGGAACCCGCGCCUUACUUGCUACAGUUCCACAAACUUCCUGACCGAGUGCCUACCUCUAGCGAGACUCUGAUCCAAGUAAAGAUGCACGAUGAAGAAAAUUGUGCCUACAUUUGUCUCAGCUAUGAGAAAUUCGUCUGCAAAUCGUUCUACAAAUGCAAGGGGGACGGGAAGACCUGCUACGUGAGUAACUACAAGAACCCAAUCGGCACCAACCUGAACGUGAAGGCGUGCCCCCAUUAUAGCAAGUCCCUCGUCACCGACAGCAAGGCCGUGCAGGAAAUCAACGAAGUGAUCGAGGCCAAGCUCGGGUUUUUCAUUAUGACGGAAAACUUCACUAUCGAACUGGAAUACAAAGAUCACGAUGGAGUGGUCCAGAAGGGGAAGUACCGCGCACUGUUCGAGUCGGAGGAGAUCAAUGGAGAUGACCCCGUGUUUGUUGACAUUGUGCGGGACGACUUCUACUUGCUGAGGAAACGAAACAAGCUGGCCAACAAGUUCACUGACCUCAGGAUACCCAAGGUGAGCUACGGCACCUGCCUUGCCAAGUGCCUGGGUCAGAUGAGCUUCGAGUGCGAGACCUUCUCCUACUGCUACGACACCCAGGACUGCCUGCUGUCCGCCAAGGCAGAGGAGAAGCCACCGCCAGACGCUGACCUCGUCUCGCAGGUUGAUUGCGUCGUGAUUGCCCGUUCCCACUUGAAUGACUACGAUCUGCUGGAAGGUUUUGUGUACCUGGGUGACCCUAAGGAAGUCCACACCACCCUCAGUCCAGAGAGAUGCGCCUACUUCUGUGACAACACCGCUGACUUCACCUGCAGAUCCUUCGACUUCUGCCUUGACUCCCUCAAAUGCAGCCUGUACGACCACCACACGGCUGACGCCCCAGACACCAUGUUCAACACUAGCAAGGACUGCAUGCACUUCUCCCGUAAUGCCCUCGUGGAUUUCACCAAACACGCCAACCAGAAGAUUGAUGGCACCAGGGACAGAUACAUAAAGGACACCACGCCUGCUGCUUGUGCCCAGGUGUGUGAGAACGAGCCAGACUUCGGGUGCAACGGGUUUGACUUCUGCAACGAGCAAGAGUCAGGCGGCAUAACGUGCUUCCUCACCCAGGACCACUACUCCGACGACGGCACCCACAUCAGCGACUCCCUCACCUGCGACCACUACUCACGUGACUAUUACGAGGGGGAGGACAGGAAUACCUACGCUCACAACAAGAAGACGAACUACAUCUAUGGACCAGGAGACAUGGCGGGGCUGGCUUGCUCUAUGCUCGUCAUCUCAAUCGGCUUCACCUUCGCCGGAGUCUACGCUUACAACAAAUACAAGAAGUAGGCACCACCACAAGAAGUCAAGACCAUACGCCACUCCGCACUGAUCUGAGCGGCGGAGGGUUCCUGGAGGAUAAACAAAGCAGCGUUCGGGUCUAUUUGAAAGUUAUAAUUCAACACUGGCUUGAAUGCAACUCCUAAUCCUUACUUUUCUUUAUCUUCUUGCGGUGUUAAACUUAAGUCACUAUGUAAAUUAUCUUCUACCUAACAGUGUAAAUACGUUAAGUAGCAUUGGAUAAAUAUCUGAUAUAUAAUAAUUCCUUUACGAGUAGCUUAUACAACCUUACCUAAGAAACGUUGAUCUGAAAAAUUGUAUACGCAAUGUAAGCUUCUACAGCUAUUUUAAUAAAUUAGUAUGUAGAA
This is a messenger RNA of Portunus trituberculatus (swimming crab), 3457 nucleotides long. RefSeq lists its product as uncharacterized. NCBI's taxonomy places the organism in Eukaryota, Metazoa, Arthropoda, Malacostraca, Decapoda, Portunidae. The record is from RefSeq and is a predicted model, not a curated record. The transcript has 23 exons. The coding region runs from base 60 to 3098 and encodes 1012 amino acids.